Molecule: messenger RNA, 543 nt
Organism: Aspergillus niger
Lineage: Eukaryota; Fungi; Ascomycota; Eurotiomycetes; Eurotiales; Aspergillaceae
Exons: 3
Coding region: 1-543 (180 amino acids)
Source: RefSeq, a predicted model, not a curated record
AUGUCAGAUAGGAUCGAUCCAAAAAUCCGGGGCUCGAGCCGGCCCCUCAUCCACGGCCUCACUUCCCCAGACCACGUGAUCCGAUCGGCGACGCCAAAUGCAACUCGGCUAAACUCUCGCAGAGUGCAGCGGGGGAUUUUCGCUUCGCUCUUGCUUCGGCAAAGGAAGAAAAGAGUCAAGAGAGGGAGAAGUUUAAACUUCGCAACAGUCGAAAUAGUGGCGAUCGGCCGCCGACUUUCCCAAGUGGAUCCUUGGGCCGUCUGCCAAGAGCACAACCAGUUUUUACACCGAGUCGGUGAUUUGCUGCCUCUGUUUACCGAUAAGCUAAGUGUGCUCGUUGUUGAAUGGGUCACUUUUCCAGAGGAUGUAGAGUGUAGCGAGGAUGAGAGCAGCUCUUCUAGCUUUAAACUAAACGGAGAUGCCGCGUGGUGCCUGGAUUUGGCUGGAAUGACUGGAACUGCCCAGAUGCUUGGUGGAUGGACCCACUGCCAUGCAGGAAUCGACAUCAUUAUGCUGGAAGUAGUUGAACUGUUGAGGAGUUGA